AUGGCGACGACCAAAAACAGUGUGGUUAUUGAACAACGCCCUUCGAAUGAUGAGAGCUCACGAGCUACAAGAAGUCGAGUAUGGGACAACCCAAUUUUAUCGAAACUCUGCAAGAGCAGAGAGCGCUUGGUGGUCCUUAAAAUUGAUUUUUUGUUGUUGACAUGGGCAUUUGUUUCUGGCUUGACCAAGGACAUGGACCAGUCUGCAACUACCCAAGCAUACGUUUCAGGAAUGAAGGAAUCCCUCAGCCUUUAUGGCAACGAACUUGUGGAAUUCACGACAUUCUUUUCUAUCGGAUACGCUAUAGCAAUCGUGCCGUCGCAACUGACGCAAACCAAGAUCAGGCCAUCUCACAUUUGCCGCAAAGAAUGCAAGGACUGUAUAUGCACUGAGAUUCUUUUUGGGGGGUUUCGAGUCCAUACUCCGGAAGAACUGGGAACACGUCUGGCAAUCUUCGGUGUCAGUGGCACGGCAGGUAAUAUGUUCCUCGGUAUUCUACAAGCAGCCUUAUACAAGAACCUGGAUGGCGCAGGCGGACUACAAGGAUGGCAAUGGCUGUUCAUAGUCACAGGUUGUAUAACGAUGGCAUGGGGCAUGCUUGGCCUAUUCAUUAUCCCCGAUUCUCCAAGCAUCACCCGGGCGCUGUGGUUAACAAAAACCGAACGCAAAAUUGCUGUGGACCGCAUGGCGAGCUAUGGGAUUAAGACGAACGAACUUGUCAAUCGGCAAGUUGUCCUGAAGAAGAUCCGUGCUCUUUUGAAAAGCCCAUUGAGCUGGCUCUAUAUCGCUGCCUAUCUUCAAUAUGCAUGGAGUCAGAGGUGCAACUCAUAUUUUCUGUUGUAUCUCAAGCACCUACACUGUCAACCUCAUCCCCUUGGGCGGAUACGCAAUCUCAAUCGUCACCAAUGUCGGUCUCAAUUAUCUGAGUGA
Messenger RNA from Aspergillus oryzae RIB40, 930 nucleotides. RefSeq lists its product as uncharacterized. Gene Ontology annotation, cellular component: membrane. Gene Ontology annotation, biological process: transmembrane transport. Gene Ontology annotation, molecular function: transmembrane transporter activity. The record is from RefSeq and is a predicted model, not a curated record. NCBI's taxonomy places the organism in Eukaryota, Fungi, Ascomycota, Eurotiomycetes, Eurotiales, Aspergillaceae. The transcript has 5 exons. Bases 1 to 930 code for a protein of 309 amino acids.